This is a messenger RNA of Triplophysa dalaica, 2104 nucleotides long. It is a transcript of the gene cfap184, whose product is annotated as coiled-coil domain containing 96. Bases 140 to 1603 code for a protein of 487 amino acids. Gene Ontology annotation, cellular component: axoneme; ciliary basal body. The transcript is spliced from 2 exons. The record is from RefSeq and is a predicted model, not a curated record. Gene Ontology annotation, biological process: cilium assembly. Lineage: Eukaryota; Metazoa; Chordata; Actinopteri; Cypriniformes; Nemacheilidae.
UAUCCAGGGCAACACACACGCACUAGUUUAAACAAGCGCUCCUUCGUUAGAGACGUUGUUCGUCGAAUGUUCGUCGCUAUUUUUGAGCUUUUUAACAGUUUUGAGGAUUAUAUAAAUUUCAACUGCUCGACCUUUCAAAAUGGAAGAGGACUCAGCAGAGAAUAAACAUGAAGAAAUGCUUAAUACAGAAAAUAAUAUAUUGGUGGAAAACAUUGAAACUUUUGAGGGUCUUACUCAAGCAGAGAGUGUUCAACAUGGAAAGGAAGAAAAUGAAACUUUUCAUCCUUAUAUGUCAGAAACCGUUGAAGAUGAUGUGAUGUAUUCAGUUGGCCCACAAGAGGGUGUCGUGACAAAAGACAUAAUACCAUCGGACGCAAGUGUACCAGACAUAAGUGAGUCAGGACCACAUGUGGUAACAGAGGAGGAAGCUGGGUUAGGAUCCUUAAUAAAUGAGGCCAUAAGUGAGACUGAGGGAUCUGAAAGGUAUUUUGCCGGAGAAGAGGGCACCAUGACAGCAGAGGAUGAGGACGUACAGAACAAAACACCAGUUCUGGACCCCUGCAUGCCAGAUGGAGAAAGGUCCAGUCCUCCUGAAGAACCUUUAGUGCUUGAGAAAGAGAUAGAAGUUAACCAUAUUGAAUAUAAGGAUGUUAUACAUGAACUACAGGAAGAGAGUGACGAGCUCACAAAGCAAAAUGUUCAGCUCCAAACUAAAAUAUCAGAAUGCCUUAGUAGGAACGCAGGUAAUGAUAAACAUCCAAAACCCUCAAAACACAUCUCGGAUCAGGAGCAGUAUCAGAAGUACAUGGAUCUCAUGGAAGACAUGAAAUUUCAGAACCAGCGUAGCUUAGAUCUCCAUCAACAGUGUAUUGAGGAGGAGCUGUGCCAGCAAAGCCAAGAGAAACUCAACCAGGUUGAACAUGAGCUGCGAUCUUUUGCUUUACUGAAAAAUGAAGCUGCUGUGAAAGCUCUGACUGGUAAAGUGGGCCGGCAGGCAACACUAGAAAAGGUGGAGCAGCUACUGGCAGAUGAACAGAAAAAGGAAAAUGAAGUGGCAUGUGUGCGUUUGAAUAGCAUCAAGUUGAAGAAUAAAGUUUGUAAAUUGGAGGCUGCGUUUCAUUCUCAACAGCAGUUGGCUGAUGGCUUGCUCCUGAUGGACUUUGAGCAGCUCAAGACUGAGAAUCAGACAUUUAAGGAGAAGUUUAAGGAGCGUGGUGAAGAGCUGCUCAGGUUAAAAAAUAAGAUUGCCUGCUCUGUACAGGGCAUUACCCACAUGAAAGAGAAGAUGCAUUUUGUGCAGAUAGAGAAUAUUGCCAAACGCACUGAACUGGCAGAAGCGGAUGCAUCGCUGGCUCUUAAACGUGACGUGCUGACACAUACCCGACAGGCUCGUGACAACCUGCGUACAGACAACCUUAAGCUGCAACAGAGAUGUGGUCUGCUUGGUAACACCACACUACUCCGGGACUUUGAAGAAAGGGUGGACACCUCAGAGUGCUUGCAGCAGAGACUUGAGACGCUAAAGAGACGCCACGCUGAACUCGUGCUGAAGUGUGCUGGUGUAAAACUAAAGAUAGAGCAAAGUAAACCAGAAUACAAAUGACAAUACAAACAUCCCCAACAAUAAAUUGGUUGAAGUGUUUUCUCUUCUCUUACAUGGACAGCCUUACAUAAAAAAAUCAUUCUUAUUAUUCUUUUGUUUUGCUAUAUUCAAGUUCAGUGCAUCAUAUAAAACAUCAUUGUUUCUCUAGUCUACAGUGUAAUUCAAUGUAUCACAGUACAGGUCACUUUGUUAAUUUUGAGGAUAAAACUUUAUUUUUGGGACAUACUACAUCCAACUUUGAAUAACACGCUAAAAAAAUAGUGCUAUAUAGCACUAAAAGUGUCUCGCUCGUAAUCAUAGGUGAACCACUUUUAGUGCUAUAUAGAACCAUAUUUUGGUGCUUCAGCGGUUCUUUGGGAUGACUUUGCUCCUUUCUACACGUAGACACAUGAUAUUAAGUUCCUAAAAUAGUGAUACAUUUUGGUUAUGUUAAUAUUCGAAAGAAUUUACAAAAAAACAUUUAAACUGAUAAGACCCGAGCUUUGGUUUGGCUUGCUUUUU